GUUCACAAACAUGGCGGGUGUGAGGUGGCUGAUACUUACUGCGGCUGUGUCAGGGUGGUGGAUUCAACUCAUGCUGGGUACCCCCUGCCAAGGAGGAAGAUUUGGAGACAUGUGUAGCUACUCUUGUCACUGUACUCCACACUGUAACCAGACAACUGGAAUCUGCAACGGUACAUGUGAUCCUGGAUGGUUUGGUGGGAAUGGGCAAACCUGUCAGAGAGGGAACGUUGCCUACAACAAGACGGCAACUUCGUCCGCAACUGACUACGCAAGUAGAGGCUGGACUGCAGACAAAGCCGUAGAUGGGAACCGGGACCAGGAUGUGUUCCACAACUCCUGUUUUCACUCUCAUUCCAAAGUCCCUCAAGCUAAUUGGACAGUGCACCUGGGACAACUGUACAGGAUACAUGACAUCAGGAUAUACCACAGGACACAUUAUAUUGAGUUGAUCAGGACUGCUGUACUCUCCCUGAGUAACUCCAGCAGCUCCACACCCGGCGUCACCUGCUACACCUUCCCCAUUGACACAGUCGAAACAAGCAAAAGCGUGUACGACGUGACGUGUGACGGCACAGGGAGAUACUUCACAAUCAGGCACAGCACACUGCUAAAUCUGUGUGAGGUGGAGAUUUAUGUGUGCUCCAUUGGAAGCUAUGGACAGAAUUGCAGCUCUUGUACUGACAGGAAGUGUGCCGGAGACUCGCCAUGUGAUCAAGCACGAGGGACGUGUGUUUCCGGGUGUGAGCCAGGGUGGAUGAGUGAAGACUGCACAGAAGCAUGCUCAAGUGGAAGCUAUGGACAGAACUGCAGCAACUAUUGUACUGACAGGAAGUGUGCAGGAGACUCGCCUUGUGAUCACAUUAGAGGGACAUGUGUUUCCGGGUGUGAGCCAGGGUGGAUUGGUGAAGACUGCAGUGAAGCUUGUGAUGUAGAACAUUACGGAGCUAACUGUAAGGAGGCCUGUGCAUCCAGACACUGUGAGGGGAACUCUUCCUGUAACUCAACAGGGCACUGUGACACUGGGUGUGAGACGGGGUGGACAGGAGCGGACUGUACAGCUUCUACAUCCCCGGCUGUGCCUGUCGCGGCAGUUGGUGGUGCUGUGGCCGGCCUUGUCCUGUUGGUCCUGGUGCUGGUCCUCCUCAUCAUCAUCAGGAGGAGAAGAAACAGAGGGAAUAGGUCUCCUCAUGGACCAGUAUUUGGUGAGACGUCCCCUAGGAAUAGAAAGCUCCAAGGAACUGGUGACGUUUACAUGAAUGUUGGUUUUGAGGAGAAUGAAUCCGUGCUCAAGAAAAAACAAACUCUGACUAUUGUUGACAAAGAUCACGGCCAUCCAGAGCAUCCUCAGGAAGUUGAUUCCCAGAGUGUGGCCAACCAAGAGGAAGAAGACUACGACGCCCAUGUUGACAUACAUCCGAAGGGAGAAGCAGCACCGGGUGUCUCAGGAUGUAGCUAUUACAACCUGGGCGACCUUGGUCACGUGAUUCCAUUGUCUUAUCUGGAGGCAAGAGUACGUGAAAUUGAAAAUCAUCCCCAAGAGGCAUUCGAGCGCUUGCCGGGCGGAUUUACCCACAGCUACGGAGAAUCUCAGAAGGCAGGGAACAAAGGGAAGAACAGAUUCAAGGGAUACUAUCCAUAUGACUACAACCGUGUGGUGUUGCACGACGACAGUGACGGCUGCAGAGGCGACUACAUCAACGCCAGCUACCUAGAUGGAUAUAAAACUGACAAUCGAUACAUUGCAGCACAAGGUCCCUACAAGUCGAACAUUAUCGAGGAUUUCUGGAGGAUGAUUUGGCAAGAAGGGUGCACUUCUAUUGUCAUGGUAACAGGGUUGGUGGAAGCCGGCAAGAAGAAGUGCCUGCAGUAUUGGCCUUCGGAGAAAGGACGGGAGAAGUUUGGUGAUGUUAUGGUUACAGUGGAAACAGAGACACGACUAGCCAACUACACCAUCACCAAGUUGGCUGUUGAGAAUGAAAAGGAAAGCGAGAAACGGGAUAUCUACCACCUUCACUUCACCAGCUGGCCAGAUCAUGGUGUGCCGGACACUGCUGCCCUGCUGGACUUCAUGUGGAGGGUCAAGGUCAUAUCUGGACAACAAACAGAGCCGAUCAUAGUCCACUGCAGUGCUGGUAUAGGUCGCACAGGGACGUACAUCGCUAUUGAGAGUCUUGUGGAGCAGGCAGUGUCAGAGGGCGUUGUGGACGUCGUCAGCUUCGUCUCCAACAUGAGAGGGCAGAGGAAGAACAUGAUUCAGACAAAGGAGCAGUACCUGUUCGUGUACCAGGCGGUGGCGAGGGCGGUGACAGAGGGUGACACGUCAUUGGAUUGUGACCUUAUCAGAGAGAUGAACCUGGAUCACGUGUCAGACUUUGCUAUUGGAAAUAGGACUGUUCAACAACAUAUCAAGGCAGGGGUUGAAUGUUACAUCAAUUGUGUUAAUCCUCAAAUGUUGCAAUAACAAAUAACAUAUCAU
Haliotis rufescens (red abalone) is the source of this 2476-nucleotide messenger RNA. RefSeq names its product receptor-type tyrosine-protein phosphatase kappa-like. Gene Ontology annotation, molecular function: protein tyrosine phosphatase activity. The coding region runs from base 11 to 2461 and encodes 816 amino acids. The record is from RefSeq and is a predicted model, not a curated record. NCBI's taxonomy places the organism in Eukaryota, Metazoa, Mollusca, Gastropoda, Lepetellida, Haliotidae. The transcript has 18 exons. Gene Ontology annotation, biological process: protein dephosphorylation.